Molecule: messenger RNA, 1460 nt
Organism: Empidonax traillii (willow flycatcher)
Lineage: Eukaryota; Metazoa; Chordata; Aves; Passeriformes; Tyrannidae
Gene: NTS
Product: neurotensin
Exons: 4
Coding region: 225-719 (164 amino acids)
Cellular component (GO): axon terminus; extracellular region
Molecular function (GO): neuropeptide hormone activity
Source: RefSeq, a predicted model, not a curated record
AGGGAUCUUCGUCAGGAGGCGACGGCGGCACCGCCGUGACAUCACCCCGCGGCUUAUAUAGUUGGGGAAGGGUCUGGGUCCCCCGUCUGGUGCCUGCAGCCGCCCGACAGCAGGCGUGCGGAGGGCGCAGAGCGGCGGGGCUCUCUCUGUUUGUCUGUCUGUCUCUCUCUCCGUCUCUCCUCAGGAUUUAUGGACUUUACUUUCUAGAGGGCGGCGCGGCAAGGAUGAGAGCCCAGCUACUGUGCGUGGUGCUGCUGGCCCUGGCCUCCUGCAGCCUCUGCUCAGAUUCAGAAGAGGAAAUGAAGGCAUUAGAAGCAGAUUUAUUGGCCAAUAUGUACACAUCAAAGAUUAACAGAGCAAAACUUCCUUACUGGAAAAUGACCCUGCUAAAUGUCUGCAAUCUUGUCAACAACCUAAACAACCAAGUGGGAGAGACAGUAGAGGUAGAUGAAGAGGAUCUUGUUUCAGGAAGACAGUUUCCCUCAGCUCUGGAUGGCUUCAGCUUGGAAGCAAUGUUGACAGUAUAUCAACUCCAGAAAGUUUGCCACAGCAGAGCCUUUCAGCAUUGGGAGUUACUUCAGCAAGAUGGUUUUGAUCUAGAGAACUCAAGCCAAGAAAAGGAAAUAAUGAAGAGAAAAAAUCCCUAUAUUCUGAAACGGCAGCUACAUGUGAACAAAGCUAGAAGACCAUACAUACUCAAGAGAAGUUCAUAUUACUGAUGCAGCAGAAGAAAACAAUGUAUAUUUAGUUUAUAGGUAACUUUGCAUUAUGGUUAUCUUAUCUAAAUCUAAAAUUAUUCUUGUGUGAAAAUAUACUAUGGAAAAUCAAGAUGAUAUCAUAGAUGUGUCUUUUUUGCAAUUGCUGUUUCUCGAUUGUGAAUUUUUCCUACUUGAGAUUAAUUGGACUGAUACAUUUGCAAAUAAAACUAGUUUUUAAGCAUGAUGUAUUGUAGAAAACUGAGAUUUCAACAUACAACAAUCUUGUAGUCUUUUCCAGUUUUAUAAAGCACACCAACAUAACACCAAGUACAUUGAUAUUGACCAUAAAUACUACUGAGAAUCUUACAGUUUCUUAAUACAACGUCAAACAUACAUAUGCUCGCAAUUUUUUGUAUAAUAUGCUAGUAAGAAGUGCCACAGUAUUUUAUGUAUUGGCCAUUAAUUUAUUAGGGAAUAGGUCUAAGGAAAGAAGAGAAUAUUAUCAACUAACUGUUAAAUGGCAGCUUCAAAAUUAGUAUUUUAAAUAACCUGCUUGUAAGUGAAUUUUAAGUUCUUGACUUCUAACUUGCCACUAAAGACUAAUUAUUUAAGAAAACAAUAAGUAACUGAGACUUUUAAAAAGUAUGCUAGUGAAAGCAAACCCAGAUGUGCUUCAUAGUCUUGUAUAUCACUAACUAAAUAAUUCAUUAAAUAACUAAAAGAAUUUACAGUGUUUACCUAAUCUAUGAAUGCUCAGGAAAA